Cynoglossus semilaevis (tongue sole) is the source of this 1800-nucleotide messenger RNA. It is a transcript of the gene cyth4b, whose product is annotated as cytohesin 4b. Bases 136 to 1344 code for a protein of 402 amino acids. Gene Ontology annotation, biological process: regulation of ARF protein signal transduction. The record is from RefSeq and is a predicted model, not a curated record. Lineage: Eukaryota; Metazoa; Chordata; Actinopteri; Pleuronectiformes; Cynoglossidae. The transcript is spliced from 12 exons. Gene Ontology annotation, molecular function: guanyl-nucleotide exchange factor activity.
UGGUGUCUAAAGACAACAUCCUCAACAUUGGUGUGUCAGUGCACUAUGUGCCGCAGUGGAGUUCACUUUUUCCACCUUCACCUCACGUUUAACUUUGGAGACUUUGGAAUUGGGGCUUUUUUGUAUUUGGAAUAAAUGACUGAUCUCACAAUGGUUUCCUCAGAUUUCACAGAGGAUGAAAAAAUGGAGAUCGAGAACAUCAGGAUGUACAAGAAAGACCUACUGGAGGAUAUCCAGAAGUUAAAGCUGGAAAUAGACAAUGUGAUGGCAACAAUACACAGCUUUGAGUCUGCAGAGGAGAACAAAACAAUCGAGAGGAGCAAAUGUUUCAUAAAUGGGAAGAAGAAAUUCAACAUGGAUCCCAAAAAGGGCAUCAAUUAUCUGGUGAAGAAUAAGCUGCUGGACGAACGGGCGGAGACAAUCGCAGAGUUUCUCUACAAGGAGGAAGGACUCAACAAGACGGCCAUCGGAGAGUUUCUUGGUGAAAGGGAGGCGCUCCACCUCCAGACCCUGAAGGCCUUCGUGGAGCUGCAUGAGUUCUCUGACCUCAACCUGGUCCAGGCCCUGAGACAGUUUCUGUGGAGUUUCCGACUUCCUGGAGAAGCCCAGAAAAUCGAUCGGAUGAUGGAGGCCUUUGCCACUCGCUACUGUGACUGCAACGCUCACGUCUUCCAGUCGACGGACACAUGUUACAUCCUGUCUUUUGCCAUCAUCAUGCUGAACACCAGCCUCCACAACCCCAACGUGAAGGACAAGACCACGCUGGAGCGCUUCAUCUCCAUGAACAGAGGCAUCAACAACGGCGAGGAUCUGCCCAACGAUCUGCUCUCGAAACUGUACGACAGCAUACGCAGCGAGCCCUUCAAAAUUCCAGAAGACGACGGGAACGAUCUGACUCACACUUUCUUCAACCCGGACAGAGAGGGCUGGCUCCUGAAACUGGGAGGCAGAGUGAAGACCUGGAAGAGGAGAUGGUUCAUCCUGACCGACAACUGCCUCUACUAUUUUGAGUUCACCACCGACAAAGAGCCCAGAGGCAUCAUCCCUCUAGAAAACCUGUCUGUGAGAGAAGUGCCGUAUCCACGGAAACCGUACUGUCUGGAACUGUGCAACCUCAACAGUCCAGGGCAGAAGAUCAAGGCGUGUAAAACCGAGACAGAUGGACGGGUGGUGGAGGGGAAGCAUCAGUCCUACACCAUCUGUGCCGCCAGCGCUGAGGAGAGAGACUCCUGGAUCGAGGCCAUCAGGUGGGGGCACUCACACACACACCACACUGACACACCGCGUCUCACUCAUGUGUUCAUCACGAAUAAUGUCACAUCAUUUUCGAGCCUUUACUUUUGACAUGACGUCACAAACGUGUUGAUUUCCUCUGACUUUAUCUCCAAACCAGAAAAACUGACGUCGACUCAAAAUAGACGGAAUUUUCCUUUUGACAAAAUGAGUUCCGUUCCAUACUUCCCAUGACGCACCACCAAACAAAAAUGUCACCAAAAUAUACGUCAAACAAAUAUAAUGAUUCUCCAGUCUGCGGGUGCUUUAAUUUACUUGAAUCUUGUUUAGUUGAACACAAUGCAGAUACGCUCACAGGAAUUGAAAAAAGUGACCAAAUUAGAGUCCGUGUGACCUGAAGUGUAGUUCCCGUUGGUUGUACUUAAACUCAUCAAAUGACUUUACUUUAUCUUCUUAUUCACCGUGGUGUGAAUGUUACAGCUCAGAGUUUCCUCACGGUGUAAAGACGUUCUGACUGUGAUCUAAGACGGUGUUGCUACAAAUGUACACAGAUUCUGCAAUAGUGCC